Molecule: messenger RNA, 11350 nt
Organism: Boleophthalmus pectinirostris (great blue-spotted mudskipper)
Lineage: Eukaryota; Metazoa; Chordata; Actinopteri; Gobiiformes; Gobiidae
Product: fibrillin-2-like
Molecular function (GO): calcium ion binding
Source: RefSeq, a predicted model, not a curated record
UCCUGAAGCAGCCCCCACCCCAAACCCUCCAUAUGGGGGGGGCUGCCACUUCAAAGACCUGAGGGGGAGCUAAGGAAGGCCACUCAUUCAAGGUGAAAACAGCUGCUUUCAAGGAAAAACCAAAAAGUGACAACAUAGUCAGUUUUAGGGAGGAAUGACCUCACCUCGGCUCCCCCAAGGUUUGAACAGGAAAUAGAGAGUGCCGCUGCACCCCCACCCCGCUACGUUCUCCAGAAGAGAAAACAUCAGUGUGGAGCAGAGGUGUUUUUGCAGAAGGUGCUGGAAUCACAGUGGGCAGUAGAAUCUGAGGUGUACACAGCUGUCUUCACCCAUAUACCACCCAUGCAGCAGCCAAGGCAUCUUCUCGCAGUCUGGUGCUAAUUUCUUCAAUAAGCCUUGGCUUUGUGGCUCUUAUCAGAUCAGCGGGUUGCCAACAAGAGGCUGGGUUGCGGACCGAUGCGAGACCCUGCGUGAAGGAGCCCGGUGCGUGGCCUCUGCACGCACAACUUGAAGAGCCUUGAGGAAUGUGGGUUUGUCCUGCAGUCCGUUACUACCCCCUCUCUUCCACUCGCAGCCUGUCUCUCCGCGUGUCCCCUCCCCUCUCCCUCAAACAGGACAAUUCCCCAAGUUUUCUCUUUUUCUCGCAAGGCUAUAGUUCAAUAUUCCAUUGUGGGGCACGUAUCCUGUCUUCGAUUCCCUUUGAAGGCUCCUAGACGCAGAGGGACUCCAACUGCUGCGAGCCCUGCUGUGGAGUACACCCAGGGACUUGGUGUGGAUCCAAGUCUAAAUCCCGCGUGUCCUGGGUCUAUUAGUUAAACCCGGAGUCUGAGAGGGUUGAACGGCUGACUGACCAAUGGCAUCCAUGAUGCUGGCCCAGGCGCUGCUGGGAUGGGUGUGUCUCUGUGCUACCCAGGUGAUGGGGUCACAAACAGGGACAGGAGCGUACCCAGCGAGCCGCUUCACCGGGGCAACUGAGCAGAGAGAAGCACAGAGGGUCCGCCGCAGAGGCCAGGAGACUCUCAGAGGACCCAAUGUGUGUGGCUCCCGUUUCCACUCCUACUGCUGUCCCGGCUGGAAGACUUUGCCCGGAGGGAACCAGUGCAUCGUCCCAAUCUGCAGGAAUUCAUGUGGCGAUGGCUUCUGCUCCAGACCCAACAUGUGUACCUGUUCCAACGGUCAGCUCUCGCCCAGCUGUGGUGCCGGAGCUGGAAUUCAGUCUUGUAACAUCCGCUGUAUGAAUGGAGGCAGCUGUGCGGAGGACUCGUGCUCGUGUGCAAAGGGUUACACAGGGAGCCACUGUGGACAGCCUGUCUGUGAGAAUGGCUGCCAGAACGGUGGGCGCUGCAUUGGGCCCAACAGAUGUGCCUGUGUCUAUGGUUUCACUGGCCCGCAGUGCGAGAGAGACUACAGGACAGGACCCUGCUUCACCCAGGUCAACAAUCAGAUGUGUCAGGGUCAGCUAAGUGGCAUUGUAUGCACCAAAACUCUGUGCUGUGCUACCAUUGGUCGCGCAUGGGGGCACCCCUGUGAGCAGUGCCCUGCCCAACCGCACCCCUGCAGGAGAGGCUUCAUCCCCAACAUCCGCACCGGAGCAUGCCAAGAUGUGGAUGAGUGCCAGGCUGUACCAGGGCUGUGCGCUGGAGGGAACUGCAUCAACACUGUGGGCUCAUACGAGUGCAAAUGUCCUGCUGGCCACAGACAGAGCGAAACCAAUCACAAGUGUGAAGAUAUUGAUGAGUGCAGCAGCAUCCCUGGAGUGUGCGAUGGAGGAGAGUGCACUAACACAGCUGGUAGCUACGUGUGCACCUGUCCACGGGGCUACAUCACCAGCACGGACGGCUCCAGAUGUGUCGAUCAGCGUGUUGGCACCUGUUUCUCUGCCCUGGCGAAUGGCCGCUGUGCUGCAGAGUUGACGGGGCAGUACACCAAAAUGCAGUGCUGCUGUGACUCAGGGCGCUGCUGGGCUUUGGGCGCCAUCCCGGAGAUGUGUCCCGUCCGUGGCUCUGAUGAGUUUAGGCGCCUGUGCAUUGUGGGUGUUCCUCAAGGCCACGGUCUCCCUCACGUCUACCCCAAUGGACACUUCCCCAACACCAACGGCAAUGGCUUUCACUAUGGCUACAAGUUCCCCAGCCUGCCCAAUGGUAAUGGCAAUGGGGGAAAUGGUGGAGGAGGGGGCUUCGGAGGGAAUGGAGGUGGAUUCAAUGGGAAUGGAGGCAAUGGAGGAGGUCUAAACCACCAGCAAAUUGGCACUGUCUCUGUGAAUGACACUGUUGAUGUCUGCAAGCACUUUACAAACCUGUGUUUGAAUGGACGCUGUAUCCCUACACUGAACAGCUAUCGGUGUGAAUGUAACAUGGGAUACAAGCAGGACAUACGUGGGGAAUGUAUUGAUGUGGAUGAAUGUGUUAGUAAUCCUUGUAUCAACGGAGACUGUGCCAACACACCUGGGUCUUAUCACUGCAAGUGUCACGAGGGUUACCAGGGCACCCCCACUAAACAAGCCUGCAUUGACAUUGAUGAAUGUAUUGUGAACGGAGUGAUGUGCCGCAAUGGUCGCUGUGUCAACACUGAAGGAAGUUUUCAGUGCAUCUGCAAUGCUGGCUUUGAGCUGACCCCUGAUGGAAAGAACUGCAUUGACCACGAUGAAUGUGCAACCACCAACAUGUGUCUCAAUGGGAUGUGCAUUAAUGAAGAUGGGAGCUUUAAGUGUAUUUGCAAACCUGGUUUUGCCCUGGCACCAAAUGGACGUUAUUGUACUGAUAUUGAUGAAUGCCAGACUCCAGGUAUCUGUAUGAAUGGACGGUGUAUUAACUCAGAGGGGUCAUUCCGCUGUGAGUGCCCUCCCGGUUUGGCCAUUGAUGUUGACGGCAGGGUUUGCGUGGAUACUCACAUGAGGACCACCUGUUAUGGUGCCAUCAAAAUGGGCACCUGCUCACGCCCAUUUCCUGGAGCUGUAACCAAAUCUGAGUGCUGCUGUGCCAAUCCUGAACAUGGCUUUGGUGAACCAUGCCAUCCCUGUCCCUCCAGGAACUCAGCUGAGUUCCAGGCUGUAUGUAGUAGUGGCAUUGGUAUAACAGCUGAUGGCAGAGAUAUCAAUGAGUGUGCCUUGGAUCCAGAUAUUUGUCAAAAUGGCAUCUGUGAGAAUCUGAGAGGAAGUUAUCGCUGUAUCUGCAACAUUGGUUAUGAAUCUGACAGUAGCGGCAAAAACUGUGUUGAUAUCAAUGAGUGCCUGGUGAACCGGCUUUUAUGUGACAAUGGCCUAUGCAGAAACACUCCUGGCUCCUACACCUGCUCCUGUCCCAAGGGCUUUGUCUUCAAACCAGACUCCGAGACAUGCGAGGAUAUCAAUGAGUGCGAGUCCAGCCCAUGCAUCAAUGGAGUAUGUCGUAAUGUGGCCGGGUCUUUCAACUGUGAGUGCUCUCACGGCAGCAAGCUGGACUCCACCAACACCAUCUGCGUGGAUAGCAUGAAGAGCACCUGCUGGCUAACCAUUCAGGACAACCGCUGUGAAGUCAACAUCAACGGCGCCACACUCAAGUCUGAGUGCUGCUCCACUUUGGGAGCAGCCUGGGGCAGCCCCUGUGAGCCCUGUGAAAUUGAUACAGCAUGUUCCCGUGGAUUUGCUCGUAUGAAAGGUGUUAUUUGUGAAGACAUUAAUGAGUGUGAGGUGUUCCCUGGCGUGUGCACAAAUGGCCGCUGUGUGAACACUCAGGGCUCAUUUCGCUGUGAGUGUCCCGAGGGCCGCACUCUGGAUGGGACUGGACGUACCUGUGUGGACAUGCGGUCUGAGCAGUGCUACAUGAAGUGGCAUGAGGAUGAAUGUGGGGCCCCUUUGCCCGGACGGUACCGCAUUGACAUGUGCUGCUGUUUGGUGGGUGCUGCCUGGGGUAUCGAUUGUGAGGAAUGCCCCAAAGAGGAUACACCUGAAUUCAAAACCAUCUGUCCCAGAGGCCGUGGCUUUGCCAACCGAGGAGACAUUCUGACUGGCAGAUCCUUCUAUAAAGAUGUGAAUGAGUGUAAGGUGUUCAAUGGUAUAUGCACUCACGGGACUUGCCGUAACACCAUUGGCAGUUUUAAAUGUCGCUGCAACAGUGGGUUUGCCCUGACUGCUGAGGAAAGGAACUGCACAGACAUUGAUGAGUGCCGUAUCUCCCCUGACCUGUGUGGACAUGGAACAUGUGUCAAUACACCUGGUAGUUUUGAGUGUGAAUUUGAGGGCUACGAGAGUGGAUUCAUGAUGAUGAAAAACUGCAUGGACAUUGAUGAAUGUGAGAGGAACCCUCUGUUGUGUCGUGGAGGAACCUGCCUCAACACAGAUGGAAGUUAUGAGUGUGAAUGUCCCUCUGGAUACACUCUGAGCAGCGAUGGCUCUGCCUGUGAAGAUUUAAAUGAAUGUGAACUCAGUGAGAAUCUGUGCAGAAAUGGGCAGUGUGUGAACAUGCCAGGAACAUACCAGUGUUCAUGUGAGACAGGUUACCAGGCCACACCGGACAGACAGAGCUGUGUUGAUAUUGAUGAGUGCACUAUUAUGAAUGGAGGCUGUGAAACUCACUGUACAAACUCAGAGGGCAGCUAUGAGUGCAGCUGCAGUGAGGGUUAUGCUUUGAUGCCUGACCUCAGAACCUGUGCAGAUAUUGAUGAAUGUGAAGAGUCACCUGACAUUUGUGAUGGAGGCCAGUGUACUAAUAUUCCUGGUGAAUAUCGGUGUUUGUGUUAUGACGGGUUCAUGGCUUCCAUGGACAUGAGGACCUGUAUCGAUGUGAAUGAGUGUGACCUGAACCCAAACAUCUGUCUCCACGGUGACUGUGAGAACACCAAAGGCUCUUUCAUCUGCCACUGUCAGCUGGGAUACUUUGUCAAGAAGGGAUCCACAGGCUGCACAGAUGUGGAUGAGUGUGAGAUUGGAGCCCAUAACUGUGACAUGCACGCUGCCUGUAUUAAUGUACCUGGAAGCUUCAAAUGUCGCUGCAGAGAUGGUUGGAUCGGAGAUGGCAUCAAGUGUAUUGACCAGGAUGAGUGCUCUGCAGAAGACCACAACUGCAACAUCAACGCAGACUGUGUCAACACACCAGGCUCUUACAGGUGCACAUGCAAAGAGGGCUUCAAUGGAGAUGGAUUUUCAUGCUCUGACAUGGACGAGUGUGCAGAUAAUGUGAACCUGUGUGAGAAUGGCCAGUGCCUGAAUGCUCCAGGAGGAUACCGCUGUGAGUGUGAGAUGGGCUUUACACCAACCGAGGACAAUAAGGCCUGCCAAGAUAUCGAUGAGUGUAAUUUCCAGAACAUAUGCGUGUUUGGAACGUGCCAGAAUCUUCCAGGCAUGUUUAGGUGCGUCUGUGAUGACGGUUAUGAGCUGGACCGCAGUGGAGGAAACUGCACUGACAUCAAUGAGUGUGCUGACCCUGUGAACUGCAUCAAUGGACUGUGCGUGAACACCCCAGGCAGCUACUUGUGCAAUUGUCCUGCCGACUUUGAGCUUAACCCGACUGGAGUUGGCUGCGUGGAUACACGUGUUGGUAACUGCUUCCUUGAUGUCCUGGCUCGAGGAGAUGGGGGUAUCUCGUGCAGUGCAGAGAUUGGUGUGGGGGUGACCAGAGCAUCCUGCUGCUGCUCUUUGGGAGGAGCCUGGGGCAACCCAUGUGAACUUUGUCCACCCUCCAACUCCACUGAAUAUAAGACCCUCUGUCCCGGUGGAGAGGGUUUCCGACCAAACCCCAUCACUGUUAUUCUUGAAGAUAUUGAUGAGUGCCAAGAGCUGCCUGGUCUGUGCCAGGGAGGAAACUGUGUGAACACGUUUGGCAGCUUUCAGUGCGAGUGUCCUGCAGGUUACUACCUCAAUGAAGAAACUCGUAUUUGUGAGGAUAUUGAUGAAUGUACAACUCACAUUGGCAUCUGUGGGCCUGGUACCUGCUACAACACUCUGGGGAACUACACCUGUGUGUGCCCUCCAGAAUAUAUGCAGGUCAAUGGAGGAAACAACUGCAUGGACAUGAGGAAGAGUGUCUGUUACCGUAACUUCAAUGACACAUGUGAAAAUGAGCUGUCCUUUAACAUGACCAAAAAGAUGUGCUGCUGUGCCUACAAUGUGGGCAAGGCCUGGAACAAACCCUGUGAAGCCUGUCCAACUCCCGCCACCAAUGAAUACCAACUGCUGUGUGGAAACCAGGCUCCAGGCUUCAUCAUUGACAUCCACACUGGAAAGCCUAUUGAUAUUGAUGAGUGCAGGGAGAUCCCUGGGAUCUGUGCCAAUGGUGUCUGUAUCAACCAGAUCGGUAGCUUCCGUUGUGAAUGUCCAAUGGGCUUCAGCUACAACAAUAUCCUUCUCAUUUGUGAAGAUAUUGAUGAGUGUAACAGUGGAGACAACCUGUGCCAGCGAAACGCCAACUGUAUCAACAUCCCAGGCAGCUACCGCUGUGAAUGCUCUCCAGGAUUCAAGCUGUCUCCGAGUGGAGCCUGCGUUGAUCGCAAUGAAUGCCAGGAAAUCCCUAAUGUCUGCAGCCAUGGAGAGUGCAUUGACACUCAGGGAAGCUACCGAUGUCUGUGCCACAAUGGCUUCAAGGCCACUCUGGACCAAACCAUGUGCAUGGACAUCGAUGAGUGUGACAGACAGCCAUGUGGAAAUGGCACCUGUAAAAACACUGUGGGGUCCUAUAACUGUCUGUGUUUCCCCGGCUUUGAGCUCACACACAACAAUGACUGCAUGGACAUUGAUGAGUGCAGUGCUCUGCAGGGUCAAGUGUGCAGGAAUGGACACUGUAUCAAUGGCUUGGGCUCCUUCCAGUGUCUCUGUCUGGAAGGAUAUGAAAAUACACCAGAUGGAAAAAACUGUGUUGAUAUCAAUGAGUGUGUAAGUCUGCCAGGAACUUGCUCUCCAGGAACCUGUCAAAACCUGGAUGGAUCUUUCAGAUGUAUUUGUCCCCCUGGAUAUGAAGUGCAGAAUGACCAGUGCAUAGAUAUUAACGAGUGUGAUGUCGAGCCCAACAUCUGCCAGUUUGGCACUUGCACCAACACUCCGGGCAGCUUCCAGUGCACAUGCCAGCCAGGCUUUGUUCUGUCCGACAACAAACGCAGCUGCUACGACACCAGAGAGAGUUUCUGCUUCACCAAGUUUGAGGCUGGAAAAUGUUCAGUACCCAAAGCCUUUAACACAACAAAGGCUAAAUGCUGUUGCAGUAAGAUGCCUGGUGAGGGCUGGGGGCUUCCCUGUGAGCUAUGUCCUCAAGAGAACGAAGCUGCUUUCAACACACUUUGUCCUUUUGGCCAUGGUGCUUUGCCUGGACCAGGAAAUACCCGUGAAGAUAUGAAUGAGUGCCUGGAGAAUCCAGGCAUCUGCCAGAAUGGCAUCUGCAUCAACACAGAUGGUUCUUUCCGAUGUGAAUGUCCAUUUGGAUACAAUCUGGAUUACACUGGAGUCAAAUGUGUUGAUACUGAUGAGUGCUCUAUUGGAAAUCCCUGUGGAAAUGGAACCUGCACUAAUGUUAUUGGUGGAUUUGAGUGUGCUUGCAAUGAGGGCUUUGAACCGGGCACUAUGAUGACCUGUGAAGAUGUAAAUGAAUGCUCCCAGAAUCCACUGCUGUGUGCUUUCCGCUGUGUCAACACAUUUGGUUCUUAUGAAUGUAUGUGUCCAUCCGGCUACGUCCUGAGAGAUGACCAUCGCAUGUGCAGAGACCAGGAUGAGUGUGCGGAGGACUUGGAUGACUGUAACUCAAAGGGCAUGAUGUGUAAGAACCUGAUCGGUACAUUCAUGUGCAUCUGCCCUCCUGGCAUGCAGCGGCGCCCAGAUGGAGAGGGCUGCAUGGAUUUGAAUGAGUGCCGUGCCAAACCUGGCAUCUGUAAGAAUGGGAGAUGUGUCAACACUGUGGGAAGUUACCGCUGCGAAUGCAACGAUGGUUUUGAGCCCAGCUCCACAGGAACCGAGUGCAUUGACAACAGGAAAGGCUACUGUUACAUGGAGGCCCUGCAGACCAUGUGUCAGCAGUCGUCCACAAACAGAAACAGUGUGACUAAGUCUGAGUGCUGCUGUAACGCCGGCAGAGGAUGGGGCACUCAGUGUGAGCUUUGCCCACUCCCUGGCACGGUCCAGUACAAGAAGAUGUGCCCUCUUGGACCAGGCUACACUACUGAUGGGCGAGAUAUUAACGAGUGCCUAGUGAUCCCAGACCUGUGUAAGAAUGGUCAAUGCAUCAACACAAUUGGAUCCUUCAGAUGUCACUGUAAUAUUGGUUACAAAGCAGACUUUACCGCCACUUCCUGUGUUGAUAUGGAUGAAUGUGCUCUGUCCCCAAAGCCUUGUAACUUCCUAUGUAAGAACACUGAGGGCAGUUAUUUGUGCUCCUGUCCCAGAGGGUACAGCCUGCAGCCAGAUGGAAAGACAUGUAAAGAUCUGGAUGAGUGCUCCACCAAGCAGCACAACUGUCAGUUCCUUUGUGUGAACACCAUCGGAGGAUUCACCUGCAAAUGUCCUCCUGGCUUCACUCAGCACCAGACGGCCUGCAUCGACAAUAAUGAAUGUGCAGCUCAGAACAGUGUCUGUGGUUCUCGUGCUUCUUGUGUCAACACUCCUGGCAGUUUCAACUGUGAAUGUGGCAAAGGAUUCUCACUGGAUAGCUCUGGAAUCGAGUGUGAAGAUGUGGAUGAAUGUGGCAGCAACCACCGCUGUCAACAUGGCUGCCAAAACAUGAUGGGAGGAUACCGCUGUGGCUGUCCUCAGGGAUAUGUGCAGCACUACCAAUGGAACCAAUGUGUUGAUGAAAACGAGUGCCAGGGAGGAACUGUGUGUGGUUCAGCCUCCUGUUAUAACACAUUGGGCAGCUACAAGUGUGUAUGUCCUUCUGGGUUUGACUUUGAGCAGCAAAGUGGUGGCUGCCAAGACGUGAAUGAAUGUAGCAUGGGCAACAACCCUUGUAGUUAUGGCUGCUCCAAUACUGAUGGAGGGUACCUGUGUGGAUGUCCAGGUGGUUUCUACAGAGCUGGGCAAGGUCAUUGCAUCUCAGGCACAGGAUUCCCUGGGCAGCUUGCUGAGGGUGAAGAAGAUGACAGUCUAUCACCAGAGGCCUGCUACGAGUGUAAGAUUAAUGGUGGAGCUAAGAAUGGCCGACACAAGCGCAAUGCUGACAGCAAUGAGCUCAAUCAGAAGGAUGCUGUGAGCAUGGCCAGUGUGGACACUCAGGAUAUCAUACCCAUGAAUGUAUCUUUGGCAUCCCUGCUAAAUAAAGAGCCUCUGUUGGAACUGCUUCCAGCACUGCAGCCCCUAGAGCAUCAUGUCCGCUACGUCAUCACCCAAGGCAACGCCAACGAACACUUCCGUCUGCUGGAACGCCGUGAUGGGAAGAGUGUGCUCCGACUUGGCAAGAAGCUCCCUCCGGCUGGGUCCUACAGGCUGGACAUCACCAGUCUGCGACUGUUUGGCCCACGCAGGCUACACCAGCUGGAGGAGCAGCAUGACACUGACUACCUACAAGGGGAGAUAGGAGAUGCCCUGCGCAUCAAGCUCCAUAUCCACCUGCACUGAGGUGCCCAGGACUGACUGCCUUCAGGACCAGUACCACCAUCAGGAGGGCUAUAUAAGACUGAUUCAAUCAGCCAUCUACCACCACUCAUGCAAUUACGAUUACUUAUGUUUUUUGUUUUAAUAUACCCUCUCUACAUCAAUCUGAUCCAGCGCUCUCCACUGAAAGAACUGAAGAGGUGACCAAAAGCAGCCAAGUGCUUGGACCAUAGCCCAGGACAAUUUGUCAGUCCACCAGCACAUGCCCCAUGUGUUACAUUUGUCUUUGUAACACAAAUGUAACACAAGAAAAGUGCUUUAAGGCCAGACCUUUCAUUGUAUAUGAUGUCUGCUGGGAUAUACUUCAGAUUAGAUUAUGUAUUACAGUAAACCUGGUGUACAAAAUCAUCUACUCAGAGAGCCAGGCUCACUGUCAGUGGUCCAAGGACUUGUCUGCUUCAAUGUCAUCACUAACACUGAGCAGGACAUCAGCACAGGCUCCUGCUCCAAGUAUUGUAGCAUGUCAUUUUAUGUGUUGUUGAAAUGUUAACACGAAGGACUGCAACAUUUACAUGACAAUUCAGGUGUUUUCUACUUUAAUAUUUGUCUGUUUGUACAUGGACAUUACCCAAUCUUUCAUAACUCGUAGCUGUAUUCUUCUGUGACGUGAGCAGGGAUUAGUGUGAAUCGUGUUGUGUGCUCCGUGACGCUGUGUGUGAACUCAGAACUGAAGAGGGUGCUAGAGUGUCCCAGCAGGGCCAUCAGCAGGUUAUAGCUUUUAGGUUUUAAAAAUAUCUGACUGACACCAGGUUGCAUUUUGUAUUUAUCCUUUAAGGGAUCAAGACUUAGGGUGCACUGAUUCCAGGCCAAAGUGUUUGAGCUGCUCUGACUGGCACAGGCCUUGUUUACGACAUACACAUACAGUGACGUCCAGUCUUAAAGGUACAUGUACGUGUAACAUUACCUCAGCUAACCACAGGUAAUGCAUCACACUAUACUCUCUGAGGGCAAGCACAGGUGGACACCUAACCUCAUCUGUCAGGUCAUUUCUUGAGAUUCUUCUCUCAAAGAGAAAAAAGGUGCUAAAUAAAACCUUUGACGCUGUACAAAGAAAAGUGCAGUCUUGAAUCUGGAUUGCAAAAGUGUUUUGUUACUUUUUGUUAUUAUGUGUCUGUUUUGUCUCAGUGCUGAAAACAAUUAUCAGAAUUGCUUUUUGAAAAUUAAAUUGUAUAUUUUUAAGGAAAAUGUAGAUUUUUUAAUGUUGAGGAUGCCAAAAUUUACUCAGAGAUUUUUUGUUUGAGACUGUUUUUUCCAGACCAAAAAGUGAUGUUUUCACCAUUUCAUGUAAAACCACUGCUUCUUAAACCAGCUGUAUUAUUAACAUUCCUGGUAUUGAUAUAUUUUGCUUUCUCAUUUACAAAAGGAAACUUGACUGACUACAGCGAGGACCUCUGUUUCUAAGAACACUUUUGCUGCACUGUUUCACGGCCUUUUACAGACUUUGUUCAUUAUAUCCACCUUCUAACCUGGGAACCUUUGUAUACUUGUAUCUUUUAUGAUUUAUUUUAUUUGCCACUAUGUUUUUAAAAAGGCAGUUCUGCUCUGCUACAGUGCCACUUGAAACACUAUUGUUGUCAUUCAAAUGUCCAGAUCAUGUACAAAUCACAAGACAAGAAUGGCCUCACAAAAAGCUUCAGUGACAAUCAUCAAAGCACAACUUCCCAGGCAAUAAAAGAAUCAGCCUUCAUCUGUGCUUAGACCUAACCAAAAAUGACUGCAGUCUGUAAAAUAGGAUUCAGUAAUGUUACUUUUAUCCAACGGCAUAAAUGAAAAUAAAGUACUGUUGGUUAAAUUUUUUAAAUGUUA